AUGGACGACCGAGAACGUGCUUUGCUAAUGUUUGAAGCUCAUUUACAAAGCUACAGGGGAGAUGAUCCACUUGAUCAGUGGGAAAGAUAUGUACAGUGGACAGAAGAAAAUUUUGCUCAAAAUACAGGACAUUUAUCAACACUCUUAGAACGAUUAAUCAAGACAUUUUUGGAUAAGAAGAAGUACCACAAUGAUCCAAGGUUCAUUAAUAGCUGUGUAAAAUUUGCUGAAUUUAACAGCGAACCUUGUCAAUUUUAUGAAUAUAUACACAGUCAAGGGAUUGGUAUCAAGUCAUCAACUCUGUAUUUAGCUUGGGCUCAGUACCUUGAAGUCCAAGGAGAUCUACAACGUGCUAAUGCUGUUUUUCUUGAAGGAAUUCAAAACCAGGCAGAACCUACAGAAAUAUUGCAUCAACAGUACAGUUUAUUCCAGAACCGACUUACUGGAACACAUUUACCAGCUCAAGUUGAAGCCCCAGAACCCCUUCGCAAUUCUCAAAUUGUAAAUCAAAUGACCACAAUAAGAACACUUCCAGGAAAUGGUGACCCAGCUUGCCUUCCUAAAAGUCAGGGUCCACUUCCUUCUGCAAUGCAGUCAUCUACUAACAGUAUAGAAUCAAAAUUAGAACAACGAAUCGUCAUUUCCAAAUCAGGUUAUUCAGUCCAGCAAUCUUCUUUGGCAUCCAGAAGUGAUAUCAAGCAAGUCUGUAUGUACUGCAAGGACAAGCUUAUUUUUGGAGAUUCCGAAUUAUCCUUUGAGGAACUGAGAGCUCAGAAGCACAAGCAGAGAAAACAAAAAGAAUGGGUGAAUGAAGAUAAAGAAUAUUUAAAAAGGAAAGAAGCUGAUGCUUUUGAGGAGCAGCUUUUACAACAGAAAAUGGAUGAACUUCACAAGCAGUUGGCUGAAGUGAUGAAGACUAAACCGGGAAAUGCAGCUACUCUCCAGGGUAGAUAUGAGGCUCAUCCGGUAUGUGUGAGGUCAAGUGCAGGCUUGCCACAAGAACCGACUGGACCAGAUCAAGCCAGAAGUCAACAGCCCACAGUUAAUAUAAGAGACCAACAGCUAAAGGUGUCUCCUAUUCAACCAAUCCCAGCAAAGACUACUACUGCUACUUCAUUGUUACCAAGGUUAAGCCAAAGUGUUACCUGUCCCCUAACUCUGAGGCCCCAGCCAGGAACAGACUUCACAUUUAAAGAAGACAGAAACGAUGCCAACAGAGUUCAAGAAUACCCUGGUCUGGGUCAGGCCUGCCAACAAGUACAAGCUGAAAGCAGUAACAUGAAUAUUAUGCCUGCGCCUUUUCAAAAGCUCUCAGUGUCUUCUCAUGAUCUGGAACUUAAAGAACAAUAUGUGAAUAAAAAUACUUAUGAAUCAAAUCUGUAUACUGGACCAAAAUUUAAAGAAGCAUCUGAAACACCUUUAUUUUUUGGUGCAAGUACUUCUCAUGUAACACCCAACACAUCAGCAGGAAUGAUACAGGCCACACCAUCAAGAGUCCAGCCUUCACCCACAGUUCACACCAAAGAAGCACUAGGUUUCAUAAUGAAUAUGUUUCAGGAAACUUCACAUCCUGAGGUUUCUGUUGAAGAAGAUAAACUUUCCUCCCUGAAUCAAAGUGAUGAUGUAUUUAAGGACCAUUCCCAAAAGACCAUACAACCCCUUGGAGCUUGGGGAGUUAAUGAUGUCCCGUCUGUGCCACCUGCUUUUUCCAUCUUUGAAGAUGGAAGUAAAGAGAAUGCUGGAUUAACACAGCCUAAAAACAAAACCAUGGGAAUCAGAUUCUUUGGUGAACGACCUUCAAGCAGAUCUACUUCAAAACCAAAUGAGGGGUCUCAGGCAGCAGAGUCCUUGGAUGAAUGUACUAUAUGGAGUGUACGCUGUAAUAAAACUUUGGCACCCAGUCCUAACAGUACAAGAGAUUUUACAUCUGCUGCACAACUUGCUUCUACACCAUUUAACAAAAUUUCCAUGGAUGCAUGGCAAGCCCUGGAGGAUAAAGAAAAUAUGAUCGGAAGUAAUAGUGUUGGUAUGACUUAUGAUUCCUGUAAGGAAAAACUUUUGGAGAACUCGAAAAACCAAAAGCUAAGUACAAUUCAAGAAAAUGGCAUAGAGAGCCUCUUAUCAGUCAAUGUGCCGUCGCUCCCACUCACUCAGCAUGUGGUGGCCAGAGCUCUUACUGAUGGUGUUGAAGAGGGCCUUGUUGCAUGUAAACUCACUGAAACUGACCUCGCAAUGGAAGUGGAACCACCAGAAGUCAGUGUUGGGCACUUAGCCAAUUGCAUGCAGAGUAGACCAUCAGAAAGUCCACGUGUUCAAGACUUCAUUGUGGAGAAUCCAUGGGAUGAAGAUUUGAUUCAGAAGCUUUUAUCACGAUUAUCUACACCAAUAAAUGCUUAUCCCAAUGUUUUUGAAUGGGAAUGUAAACUUCCAAACAUCAAACUAAAAUCUGAAAUCCAGUGGGGUCCUUGGCUGCUCUUUGUUGAUUCCUUUCUUGGAGAGGGGGCUUUUGCCCACGUUUACGAAGCCACUCAGUGGAAUCUGAAUGACACCAAAAUCAAGCAGAAAGUCAUGUUAAAGGUUCAGAAGCCUGCCAACCCCUGGGAAUUCUAUAUAGGAACCCAGCUGAAAGAGAGACUCCCUCCCAGCAUGCGCCACCUGUUUAUCCAGUUUGAUGCUGCGCAUUUCUUCCAUAAUGGCAGUGUGUUGGUUGGUGAUCUCUACAGUUAUGGAACGUUACUAAAUGCUAUUAACCUUUACAAAAACACUCCUGAAAAAGUGAUGCCACAAGCGCUGGCCAUCUAUUUUACAAUAAAAAUUCUCCACAUGAUAGAACAACUUCAUAGCUGUGAGAUCAUUCAUGGGGACAUUAAACCUGACAAUUUUAUCAUUGGAGACAGGUUCUUAGAGCCAGACAAUGGAAUAGAUGACUUAUCUCAUGGAUUGGCUUUAAUUGACUUGGGUCAGAGUAUAGAUAUGACCCUUUUCCCUAAAGGAACAACAUUUACAGCAAGAUGUGAAACCUCUGGUUUUCAGUGUGUUGAAAUGCUCAGUCAAAAACCUUGGAACUAUCAGACUGAUUACUUUGGAAUUGCUGCAACAGCGUACUGCAUGCUCUUUGGCACCUACAUGAAAGUGAAAAAUGACCAGGGAGUCUGGAAGCCUGAAGGAGUUUUCAAAAGGGUUCCUAAUUCUGAAAUGUGGAAUGAAUUUUUUCAUGUCCUGCUGAAUAUACCAGAUUGUCACCAUCUUCCUUCUCUGGAAUCCUUACGGAAGAAACUGAAAGAAAUAUUUCAGCAGUCCUAUGCAAACAAGAUCAAAUCCUUCCGCAGCCGGCUAAUUGUGUUACUUUUGGAAUACAAACGCUCGCGAAAAUAA
This is a messenger RNA of Gracilinanus agilis (Agile Gracile Mouse Opossum), 3375 nucleotides long. RefSeq names its product BUB1 mitotic checkpoint serine/threonine kinase (gene BUB1). Gene Ontology annotation, biological process: meiotic sister chromatid cohesion, centromeric; mitotic spindle assembly checkpoint signaling; protein phosphorylation. NCBI's taxonomy places the organism in Eukaryota, Metazoa, Chordata, Mammalia, Didelphimorphia, Didelphidae. Gene Ontology annotation, molecular function: protein kinase activity; ATP binding. The record is from RefSeq and is a predicted model, not a curated record. The coding region runs from base 1 to 3375 and encodes 1124 amino acids. The transcript has 25 exons.